Molecule: messenger RNA, 3744 nt
Organism: Ornithorhynchus anatinus (platypus)
Lineage: Eukaryota; Metazoa; Chordata; Mammalia; Monotremata; Ornithorhynchidae
Gene: RAB29
Product: RAB29, member RAS oncogene family
Exons: 5
Coding region: 343-957 (204 amino acids)
Biological process (GO): vesicle-mediated transport
Cellular component (GO): trans-Golgi network; Golgi apparatus; vesicle
Molecular function (GO): GTP binding; GTPase activity
Source: RefSeq, a predicted model, not a curated record
CGAGGCGGCCGGUCCUCCCUCUCCCCUCGCAGUGGGGCGGGAGGAGGACUCGGGCGAGGGCGGUGGGAAGUUCCCCGAGGCCUUUUAUGCCUCCUCUGGGGGUCUCGCCCCGCGCCGGGUGCUUUCCCUGGGUGGGGGAAUUGGAACCCCCACCCUAGAGACGAUUUGCCCCCGCCUUCCAGGAAGGGGAAGGCCGGAGCCCCUCUCCGCCCAGCCUGGGGCGGCAGAGCAGGAGGAGGAGGAGGAGGAGGAGGAGGAGGAGGGGGGACCCGACACACCGCCGGGAGCCGAAGGGGUUAAAGGCACAACGUUUUGUUGCCCCUCCCCGCAGCCACCUUAGCCAUGGCCGCCCAUGACCGUAUGUUCAAGGUGCUGGUGGUGGGGGAUGCCGCCGUGGGCAAGACCUCCCUGGUGCAGCGCUACUCCCAGGACAGCUUCAGCAAACACUACAAAUCCACCGUGGGAGUGGACUUUGCUCUGAAAGUGCUCCAGUGGUCCGACUCGGAGAUGGUGCGCCUCCAGCUCUGGGAUAUUGCAGGGCAGGAGCGCUUCACCUCCAUGACACGGCUGUACUACCGGGAGGCCUCGGCCUGUGUCAUUAUGUUCGACGUCACCAAUGCCACCACAUUCAGCAAUAGCCAACGGUGGAAACAAGACUUGGACAGCAAGCUCACUCUGCCCAAUGGGGAACCCGUGCCCUGCCUGUUGCUGGCCAACAAGUGUGACCUGACCCCAUGGGCAGUGACCAGAGACCAAAUUGACCGGUUCAGCAAGGAGAACGGCUUCACGGGCUGGACGGAGACAUCGGUCAAAGAGAACAAGAACAUAAACGAGGCCAUGAGAGUCCUCGUCGAAAAGAUGAUGAUGAAUUCAGAAGAUGGGCUUGGCAGUCUGCCCAGCCAAGGGGACUACAUCAACCUGCAGGCCAGGCCCACGCCAGGCUGGACAUGCUGUUAGCGGUGACCGGCUGCGGUCACCCCACAUCUCGGGACCUCCCUACACUGCCCUUUUCCAGUUUUCCCUGCCUUCCCUUCUCCUAACCGAUCCAGAAGCCCGAUGAAGUUCUCCCAAUCCAUCAUCACCUGCUCAGAAGAUCCCAGCCUGUUCUCCCUAAAGCUCUUCCAUCUGCCUCUCAGGGAACGAUCCUUUAUCUCUCAGCUCUGAAAACAGGAGCCCUAGUUACGCGUCUCCUUCUUGAGGGCGUAUGCUCUGUGCUGCAGCAUCGCUGAAGGUAGCAUUUCUGAGGCACUAGCCUUGGAAGGAAGACCAUUUUUCUUUUUUCUUUUUUGAGACUCUUCCUCAAGAUGCGCUGCUGGGUUUAUUUUAAAAGGUGGGUGGGGAGCUGAGGAGAAAUGGAAACCAUUUCACUCAUUUUCUUUCCCCCCCUCGAACGCUGCCUGAUCAGAAGGCUUUGGACUCAUUUGAAGUGACAUGAGUUCGCCCGAAAGAGCAAUAAUCAAACCAUUAUUCUUCAAACGUCUCUGUCCAGAUUGCUCUGUCGUAGACUCCGGAUCUACCGUCAUCCACCUGGCUUUGGAAGGACUAGAUCUGGAGUUGCAUCUUCUAAUGAUAUAGCCAGGCAGCCUUGUAGUGUAGCAGAAACCUGGGACCAGCUACUGACCAAAGUCUUAAUGAUUUCCCGUCCUCUCUCCCCUUCCAUCCUUUCCCCCACCCUACCCCCACCCCCGGUCCCUUUCUUCUCCCUUCUUGCUCUUUCCCUGUCUCUACCCGCUCAAGAAUGGCUGAACGUUUUAAUCAGUCCCCCUGAAGGGUCCAGCAUUUGCAGUUAGAAGAUAUCUGUAUUUUCUUUCUCAUGCAUGGGCUGGGGCAUGAUUUAGAGUUCUUGCCAGUUUUAUGUAUUACCUCAUCGGCUGUGCUCAUGAGUAUAGUGUAUGGCUCAAGCUUUUGGGGUUUGUGGGGAUCUUGACAUGUAUCUCUGCAAAUAGCAUAUGGGGGCGGGUCACCUUGAAGGGUCUGAGCUUGUCAGCCUGCGUGAAUACCCCAGGGGACAGUGGAAGAGUAAUAACCUCCCAGAAGAUACAGCCGUUCUCACAAACUGUGCCUUUAGGGAAAAAAAAAUCCACUUGGUAAUUUACGUGCAGGUUCAGUCCUGGACUUUUACAGGCCUCGACUUUUAACUUGGCUUCCAGGCUCGAAUAUUAGGCCCAUAGUAUACACCCCUGCAUUCUGCACUGAUCCUAACAAGCACACCGGAAUACUCCAAGCUACUGGGAGAUGCUUUAUAGGAGGCACUUCGUGUGAGGGUAUGCGUGGUGUUUUUGCUCUUCCUUGGAUGCAGCCCCUUGUUUCCACCCCUGCUUCUGUACCGUGAGUCUGAAGGAGGAGGCGAGUUGGGGUGCCAGCCUGAAAGCUCCUUCCGGCUUCAGUCCUAGUGGCCUGAGGAAGAGUUUAGCACAUUGCAAAAGAUGUGCUAGCUAAAAUGGUUCCCUUUAACGGGUCUGAGCCACCCAGGCCUCGGCGGGAGACGGUCUUUUUUUGUCAAAUAGAGGGAAUAUGGCAAAUUGUGGCCACAUGUGGUUCCCCCUGGAGGGGCAGUGACCCAAACAAACAUUUGGCUUGGAAGAGGCCAUUACUCUAUGAUGAGAAAGCUGAAGUGGGAAUGCCAUUUGAAAUGACCAGAUUCCAUGGGCAAGACUGAACUGCUUGGUUUUCCAGGCAAAUGAUGCAGUGGGUCAGUUUUGAAGCAGUGGAAGAUUCUUGGGAAUUGACCUUUCUGAGAAGUAGGCUCGGAAGACCUCCGAGGAAUAACAUCGAUGGUCGCACGGGCAAGGUCUUUGGCAGCUCCAGCCAAUUCCUCAUCCCCAUCUUCCCCAAGAUGCUGAUCCUCUUUUCUUUUUUCCAGGCCAAGAAGGCCAGCCUAGAGAAAUCAGUCAAUCAGUGGUAUUUAUUGAGCGCUUUCUGUGUAUUGAGCACUGUACUCAGGGCUUGGGAGCGUACAAUACCACAGAGUUGGUAGAGACAUUUCCUGCCCACAAUCUUGUAGGGGAAAGGCUUACAACAGGGAAGCCUUUCGUUGUUAUCGCGUCACCUUGCUUCAUGUGGUUCUCGGCUUUGGUUUUUUUGCCCCUGUAUCGGGUCUGAAGAGCGAGGCGGUGGCUCAGGUGACCUCUGUAUUAACAGUGGGCAUUGCCCAACAAAUUCAAGUGGAAUUCUGUUCAGAGGCGGGGGAUGGGGCUACUCUUUGGGGAAAUCCACCUUUAAAACCAACUGUGUACUUUGAGUUCUUGCAGUCACUCAACCCCUCUUUUGGCCUUGGCCUUGUUCCUCUGAGCAGUGAACCUCUCCCCACCCUGAGGCAUACUUGGAUGUGUCCUCUUUCCGUGGAAUUCUGGUUUCUCUUCGGGCUCCUGGGAGGACACUGUGCCCUGUCCUCUCCACUCAGGUUCAAACCCUCCCAGCCUUGGGAAUCCGCCUUUGAGAUCCAGUUGUCGACUCAGAGGGUAGCAGCUGGAAGCUCGAUGACUCACCGGAGGAGCGUGGAUGCCAUGAGAAACAGAAAGCAGGCACCAGAGAAAGAAAAAAGGUCAAAUUGUGGAGAGCUUUUUUUCUUUUAAUCCCUAAAUACAACUUUUGCACAGUCCUAUGAGACUUUUUAAGCCUUUUUUUUUUAUUGUAAUAAACAAGAUUUGGGUUGUAGUGAUUCUUAGGUAAACAGCUUCAUGGUAAAGGUACUCUCUGUGAAAAUCACAAGUGGGAAAUAAAAAGUCCGGUAUUCGUUUCAAA